Xenopus laevis (African clawed frog) is the source of this 4581-nucleotide messenger RNA. It is a transcript of the gene cass4.L, whose product is annotated as Cas scaffold protein family member 4 L homeolog. NCBI's taxonomy places the organism in Eukaryota, Metazoa, Chordata, Amphibia, Anura, Pipidae. The transcript is spliced from 9 exons. The record is from RefSeq and is a predicted model, not a curated record. Gene Ontology annotation, cellular component: plasma membrane; cytoplasm; focal adhesion. Bases 675 to 3221 code for a protein of 848 amino acids. Gene Ontology annotation, biological process: cell surface receptor protein tyrosine kinase signaling pathway; cell migration.
GAAGAAUUGAAUUGGUGGAGACAGAAAAUAAGGGAUAAUAAGGACAAUCAAUACACAAUAAUAAUAAUAUGUAGCACAUCUACUUUAAAUAAAAAUAGUAAAAUAUAUCAAAGGGAAGAAUAAAAAACAUGUAUUCUGCAAAAAGCUGAAGAAUUGAAUUGGUGGAGACAGGGCUAAAUACACAAAUUUUAAGAAAAGAAAAACACAGACACUUGUAUAUUGGUCUCCUUGUUAGAUAAUGCCAUUAAGUCAGCUAUUUGUCACUUGCUUUGACUGCUGGACCCCCUGAUUAACCCCCCAGUCAAACCCCUUCAUUUCCAUGAUAAAAGCCGCAGCCAAUAGGAAAGGGGAAAGGGAGGGGCUGCCGGCAUUCCAUUCCAUUCAUCCCUAAGUAAUGCUCAUUCAGAGGGGAGACAGGCAGGGUAAUAACACUGGCACAAGCUUCCCAGGGUCUCAGACUGACUGACAAACUUUCUCUGUUUCUGUGGCUUCUACACACCCACCUCCUGGCAUGGGAUAUUAAUUCAAGGGACCAGGCUGAGGAAAAUGAAGGUUACAGUGAUGGGAGAUAUAUAGAGCCUGUAAGGACUGGGGUUUGGAAAGAGUUUCUACAAGCUCUGUGUGUUGACUUUUCUGCUACUUCUGAACAGAAGAUUAUAAGUGAAUUAAAGAACAUGUUGGCCAAAGCUCAAUUUGACAACAAGGCAGACAGCCCAGAUGAACUGACCUUCCGUAAAGGGGACAUCCUAACUGUACUGGAACAAAAUAUCCCUGGCAGCGAAGGUUGGUGGCGAUGUUACCUUCAUGGUCGUCAGGGCCUUGUCCCCGCCAACCGCCUUCAACUUUUUACUAUUACAAAGAAUGAUGCUUCAUCUGCCCAGACCCACUAUGGCACACUUGGAAGGCAACAAUCCCAACAGAACAUCUACCAGGUGCCCUCAGCACCCAAAAUCACAAAUCUGCCAACAUAUGAGCAGAUGGAUAGUGUUUAUAUUGUGCCACUGAGUCCAAAAUCUGGUGAUCUCUACCAGACUCCUGUUUCCUCACCAGCGCAGAUAUACUAUGAGAAAGCCAACAGCACCACCAGCCAGCAUUUAUUUACUCUCCCACGGGCCUCCCGAGUCUCAAACCCAGCUUCUGUAGCACAAGCAGAGGUGUAUGAUGUUCCUCCUUCAGUACACAGCACACCUCCCAGCCACCAGAGCUCUGCAGCUCCAUCUCCUGUUGGCCUCCAUUCUCCAUUUUCAACAUCACCUGAGCAAACACAGCAGCAGAUCUACGACAUCCCGGCCAGCACAGACACUCCAGGGCGACGAGGUCUCACAGAGAUUUAUGAUAUUCCACCAAGUGGGAAAGCUCUGCAGGACAAAAAAGAGGCUUCACUCAAAGGUUGCUAUUACAACACUUUGCCGCCACCCCGCAAAUCAGACUGGAUUUAUGAUGUCCCCAUGUCUCCGGAGAAAAAAGAUAUAAAAACUUGCCGUAAGAUAUCUCUAGACAGACAAAUGGUCUAUGAUGUUCCACCGACGCGGUACGGAACACUGCAGACCAAUUCAGAAGACACCUGUGUAACAAGCCAGAUAUACAACGUUCCUCCCUUGCAAAAAACAUCACCGGUGGCCUGUCAGCCUGUUUAUAAUAUCCCUCCUUCUCUCGACUUGGGAUAUGGGAGUAUGAAAAAAAACACUUCAAACAUUUGGAAACAGAGAGUCGAGAAACUCGAUUCCAAGGAAAAUGUCUAUGACAUUCCAAGAGGAUCUACAGGAGCUUCCUUGUCAAAGACUGAAUUGGCCAGUCCUGCUAGUGAUAAGCCUAUCUAUGAAGUUCCUCCACCGCUGCCCAGGUAUAGGAAUGCAUCCCUAAUCUCAGCCGAAAUUGAUAGGUUAUCUAUAUCAAGCUCGGAAAGCUGUACCAGUACGUUGUCUUCUUCAUCAUCUGCUUCUGAUGAAUCCUUCACCAUGUCAUCACUAGAGGUAUCAAUCAAACAGGAGACUCUAGAACUUGACGAGGCCAUAAAAGAGAUCACCCAACUGCAGGAUCGGUUGUCCAGCUCAAUAGCAAGCCUCAUGAUCUUUGUUAGCAGUAAAUGGAGAUUACAAGAGCAUAUGGUGGCCAACCUGGAAGACAUCCACAAAGCAGUUGACAGCAUCAUAGCCUCCUUGAAAGCAUUUCUUGACUUUGCACAGAGAAUAAGGGCCAAUGCUUCUCAGCUUAAAGACAGUAACAUUCAGUUAAGAAUUAAGACACAAUUACAGACUCUUACAGACUCUUUUCAGAUGCUCUCUCAUAACCAGGAAGCUAUUGACCGGUGUAACUGGUCAAUGCAAGCACUCGUGAUCGACAAGCCUCAUACAACUCCUGAUGACCUGGAUCGGUUUGUUAUGGUGGCCCGAACGAUUCCCGAUGACAUCAAGCGAUUUGUUUCGAUCAUCAUAGCUAAUGGGAAGCUCCUUUUCCGAAAGCGCGAGGAGCAAAUCAAGCUGAAGGAGGAAAUAAUGCUGCCGAAGCCUCAGGUUCUGCCACAAAAAGAAACUGACGUAGGCCAGCAAUCGGCAUGUGUUAACAAAGCAGAGAAUGCAAGGCAAAGAAAACACCCACUCCCAAGGCAAAAAACUAUUGAAGACAGUGAUUAUGUCCACUUGCAGAAGAAAGAAGAAUUUGAGAGGGCGAAAUCUAUCUUUUCACAUCAGCAGCUUGAAAAUACAACAAAAACUGAGGAAAAGAGGAAAGGUUGGAUUAAACCAGAGAGGUUGAUUUCCGGGAGUGAGAAGCAGGAAAAGAAGGAUAAAUUACUCACAACAAAGGAGCCUUCCACCCUGACACCAAAACAAGACACUUCACAUUCCCCAGAAUCACCCAAGAAAUUCAACCUCUCUGAGCACUCCUGCCUCUACUUUGGGGCCCUUCAAAAAGCCAUUGGGGUUUUCAACAACAGUCUUAACAACAACCAGCCCCCCGAGAUCUUUAUCACUCACGGCAAGCUCAUCAUUAUGGUGGGGCAGAAACUAGUAGACAGUGUAUGCCAAGACGUAAAGACUAGUGAAGUCCGUAAUGAUGUUCUGUUCAAGAGCAGCGAGCUUUGUGGCCUACUGAAGAACUUGGCCCUGGCCACCAAGACAGCCGCCAUUCAAUAUCCCAAUCCAGCCGCCCUGCGGGACAUGGAGAUGAGGAUGGACCAGCUAUUAAAACAUACACAGAUAUUCAGGGCAAUGGCAGAAUGAUGAUGUCGCCCAUUUCCGGACUUAGUGUCUUCCUAAUAUUGUGCUUCUUUGGAGAUAAUACAUGCACUGAGUUGAGGAAUCAAGAUAAAUAAAGUGGACCUCUUCAUUACUAAAUAGUGAUGGGGUCAGGUUGCCCUGCUAGCUGUUCAAGAGUUCUUUGAAGGUGUUUAGGUGGCACACAGGACUGUAGCCAUGUAGCCAUGUAGGUGCCUUUUAAUCAAGUGCAUAUGGACAGUCAAGUGGGCAAUGCCUACAAACCUUAGGACUGAAUCCUCAGUUUGAAAAUUUGCCUUUGUAUUUCACCUUCCGUCAUACAUUAGAUUGCACUCCGUUGCUAAUAGGGAAGUACAACUUUAUACUAACUUAUAGGGCAGUGAUCCCCAGCCAGUAGCUCAUGAGCAACAUGUUGCUCUCCAACCCCUUGGAUGUUGUUCCCAGUGGCCUCAAAGCAGGUGCUUAUUUUUGAAUUACAUGUUUGGAGGCAAGUUUUGGUUGUAUAAAACCCAGGAGCACUGCCAAACAGAGCCUCAAUGUAGGUUGAUAAUCCACAUAGGGGCUACCAAUUGUCCGAUCACAGCACUCAUGUGGCACUCAAAGAACAUUUUUCAUGCUUGUGUUGCUCCCCAACUUCUUUUUCUUCUGAAUAUUACUCAUGGGUUCAAAAGGUUGGGGUUCCCUGUUAUAGGGGAGUGAGAAAGUGAUUGUUACAUGUUGCUGAGCCACCAUUACAGUAUUACUUACGGUAGUAUUUGGGGGAGAAAUUAUUGGGUAAUCAUCAUUUCAACCUUUUACGUUUAUUUUUUUUCUUAAAACUUAUUUCACAUUUAUUUUUAUUUGUAAUUUUCACCCAGGAGAAAAUCAUAGUCCUGUUCCACCAACAUUGCUUCUGAUUGGCACCACAGCAGUAACCAACCCAACAUUUUCUUUAUUCUAACUACACAAUAAGCUAAUAACUGAUUGACUGCUUUAGGUUCCUGCAGAAUUCUGUCUGUGAUAAAUGUCCGGUAACACCAAAGGCUAUUAAUCAACAAACCACUUUUCUUGGUGUUACUUGUCCUACUUGCACCAAUGGCAGCCCGAGAAAUUCGGUAUCUUUCAAAAGACAGACGUUUACAAUUUUUCCCCAAUACAUUGAAUGAAUAUAUGAAAAUGAGAGGCUUCCCGUAGGUUGUUGAUGGUUUUUGAUAAAACCUUAUUCAAUUUUUAAGAGGCUCUAAAUGCUGGGAUGAUCUGUAGUGCUGGGGUUGGGGGACAGGGGGUACACUGCUAUGAACAGUUUUCUAUUGUAAAUGAAUUUUAUGUGGAAUUUUGUACAGAUUUUCUAUCCACUUGUGUAUUUUGAUAAAAUAUAUUUAAUACA